This is a messenger RNA of Lodderomyces orthopsilosis Co 90-125, 741 nucleotides long. RefSeq lists its product as uncharacterized. NCBI's taxonomy places the organism in Eukaryota, Fungi, Ascomycota, Pichiomycetes, Serinales, Debaryomycetaceae. Bases 1 to 741 code for a protein of 246 amino acids. The record is from RefSeq and is a predicted model, not a curated record. The transcript has a single exon.
AUGGAGAUAUUCCUUCUUACAGCUGGUGUGGUACUUACUGUGGCUGCUUGUGAGAACAGGUAUUCAAGAACUCGCUCCAGUUAUGAUGAUGAUUAUGACUUGGGCAGUAGUAGCUCCUAUCACCAACGCUCACAUAACCAUUGCUAUCGUUGUAAUCAGAAAACAUCAUGCCGAAAGCAAACUGCAACUAGUGGUCUACUGUCAGUACCCGGUUUGGGGAUAUCUGCAGGUCAGCAAGUGGCUCCAAGAGUGGGGUCAACAUCCACUCGGACUUCAGGACUUAGCAGCAGUAAGGGAUCUAAAACAAUUAACAAGUCUCUACAAACAAAAUCGAAAACACAAAGUGCUCCAAAGCCUGAAAUUGUUUCUCAACAAAUGCCAAAAGCGGUUCCACGGUCCAAUUCAAAGGACAAAGUCUCUACAAAGCCUUCUAGUGGCACACUUAAGCUCGAUAAAUCAAGUUCACAAAGGAAGCUAUCUUUUUCAAAUUUGUUUAAACGGAGCCAAAGGGGGUUUGCUGAUCGAUCAAAGAAGCAGCAUUUGCAAGAUGAGAGGUGUAUAGAUAGUUCCAAAGAUGCAAGGAUAUUUCUUGGUGACAAUAAGUCACCAAUUAGUACAGAAUCUAUGCCUUUGUUUCCACCUACUUUUCACGAGAGUACUGCUCAAUUGACAGGAAAAAAUGAAUGUUUACCGGAAUACUCCUUUGUGCCACCACCUAGGUAUGAGGACAAAGAAGAGUAG